AUGCCCACUUUGUGGGUCUAUAACUCAACACCAGAGAUUAAUGCUCAAUCAAAUUAUCCUCUUAUUUUAGAAGCUUCAUUCCCUUUGCUUGUGUUGAUGCUCAUUACUGUCGGUACGAGGUUGUAUGUUAGAGUACGUACUGUACGAGGUAUUGGUGCUGAUGAUUGGGCUGUUGUGACUGCUGCGGUACAAAAGUCCUGGCUGCCCAAAACACCCGGGAAAUGUCUUCCCGUCGGUCCCCUUUUCUUCGGUCUAGCUAUCACAACAAUCGUCUUUGAUGUGAUCAUUUUCUUCCUUCCUAUUCCCUUCCUCUACGGUCUACGAAUGGAUAAUCGAAAGAAAUUCGGUAUCAUAGGUGUUUUUGCCCUUGGAAUCUUCACAACUGUCUGUUCGGUUUUGCGCAUGUCGGAAAUUCCAGUUAUCACGAACGGAAGCGGAGAUUCUACAAUGUUGGUUGUAUGGGGGAAUAUUGAAUUGAAUGUUGGGAUCAUCCUAACCUGCAUGCCGGUCCUCGCACCCCUCUUCAAAAUUUUCGGCAAGAAACUCACCUCCUCCGGAAAAACUGGAAGUUCGAAUCCAUAUGCUCACAAUGAAAGUCAUAAUAUGCAAGUAUUUUCGCAUGGAAAGAGUGCCAAUGGGAAAAGUGCGCAUAGAACCACGAUUACGAAUUUAAAUAUGAGUUCGAGUAGGAAGGAGAGAGCUAGUAGGGCGCUAAGAUAUCCUGGUGAUGUGAGCGAUAAUGAAAGUCAGGAGACUAUUUUGGGGAAGAGUGGUGAAGAGGGAGUGAGGGAGGGUGAGAGCGGUGUGAUUGGAGUCGCCGAUCGUUAG
This is a messenger RNA of Sclerotinia sclerotiorum 1980 UF-70, 828 nucleotides long. RefSeq lists its product as hypothetical. The record is from RefSeq and is a predicted model, not a curated record. The coding region runs from base 1 to 828 and encodes 275 amino acids. The transcript is spliced from 4 exons. NCBI's taxonomy places the organism in Eukaryota, Fungi, Ascomycota, Leotiomycetes, Helotiales, Sclerotiniaceae.